AUGAAGAAACAUAAGUUACUUUUGUGUAACGAUUCAGUCGACCCUGACCCUGAGCUGUUAGUAUGGGAAAAAUGGAUAAAAAUUAGAAAAGAAGAAACUGAUCAUCUAGCUUAUAAAACAGGAAGAACCACAGGUGAAUUAGCAAUGAACUUAUGUGAAAAAGUACGUGAAAAGAAGGAAGAAAAAGUGGUGUUAGAACAUGCUCAAGUUUCAAAAAAGGUUGGAGUAAGAGGAACUUUAUGGGUUCAACCAGAAAGAUUAAAGCAAAAAUGCUAUUGCCAGCCUGUGUACGAAGUACAAAGGACGGCUGUAGAAAUGGGACGACCAAAAAUAAUUCAACAUGUUGGAGUACCAAAACACAUACAGGAAACAGAGAAAGGCAUAGCAGGUUCUCAAAGAAAAACAUUUAAAAAGUUAGAUUUGGAAUAUGUGAACUACAAAAAGAAAAGAGAAAAAGAUCUUGAAGAGUCUAUCAAGAAAAUCGAUCCACAUAGGUCAACUUUAAAUGAAUUAAUCGUCAUAGGUAAAAAACCUAAACCCCCUCUAGUAAAACUUUCACCAGCACCAAGCAUAACAUUUAAAUCAAAUGAAGAAAACACUGAAGAAGCCCUAUGUGCGGUAUAUGCAGUCAAAAUCAAUGAUACGAUACUUUUUAAACACAGUCUUCAUCAAACUGUUGACCAUUUAGAAAAUAUGAAAGCUGAUUGUGGAAAAGACAAUUGUACCUCUUGGUCUUACUAUUUCAAUUGUCCUGUUAGUCGAGUUGGAAGAAGUGAACUCCGUCUGCAAAAUCUUGGUACUGUGACACUUAGAUAUUGUUGGAAAAAGAUUACACGAGUAAAUGCAGAUGAAUCAUCAACUCAGGUUUUCUUUUUUAAUAAAAACGAAAAUGUGAUUUGUCCUGGACAAUCCCAAAAUGUAUAUUUUACAUUUUUGUCUACUACACCUGGAACCUACGAAGAGAACUGGCAAUUGGUAUUUGCAAAUAUUUGCUUUUUCGAUUCGCUUGAAAAUAAACUUACGGUAAACUUAUAUGCAGACUCUGUAGAAAACUUGGCCAAAAUAAAAAAGAAGUCUCAAAAAUUGGAAAACCUUAUAUAUGCUAAUGUGCUUACAAAUAUCGCAAGGGACUUGCUAUCGGAAAUUGUAAUAAAGGCAACAAGUGUUGAACCUCAAAUUUAUCCCUAUGAGAAAAUGUUUCUGGAAGCUGAUAUAUUUGUCAUGAAAAAUCCUGUAUGUUUCUACCACCAGAGCGAAGUAAUGAAAUUAAAGGAUAUGUAUACAGAAAUGGUUCCGAAAGAGCUUUGGGAGUUAUCCUUCAGUACUUGGCGCACCGCAAUGAUGAGUAAAUCAUUUGACGAGAGAAUGAAAUAUUACGACUGUUUGAAACAUUCACACAGAGAAUGUUUGAAACCGUGGUAUGAAGAAAACGACGUUGCGAAUGAUAAGCUUAAAGCCGUUAAUCAAAUUCUUGGACAAUUAGCUGAUAAAUAUGACAAAGAAUAUCAGAUUAUUGAAAUGUAUAAUGACAUACGUCGUGAAUCAAGAGGAAGUACUAGUUCUCAGCGAGAAAAGUUAUUUCAAUGUUCCAAUAUCUCUGUGGCACGAAACAUAUUUUACUUACGCGUAUAUGAGCAUCUCGGUACUGCUCUAGAGUUAUGUGCUGGUGUGCUAAGCAGUUUAGAUUUGGACCGAUGGAUUCAAUUUGAUUUCUGCAGAACAUAA
Messenger RNA from Bicyclus anynana (squinting bush brown), 1725 nucleotides. RefSeq names its product MYCBP-associated protein-like. Lineage: Eukaryota; Metazoa; Arthropoda; Insecta; Lepidoptera; Nymphalidae. The coding region runs from base 1 to 1725 and encodes 574 amino acids. The transcript is spliced from 2 exons. The record is from RefSeq and is a predicted model, not a curated record.